This is a messenger RNA of Rhagoletis zephyria (snowberry fruit fly), 2894 nucleotides long. RefSeq lists its product as uncharacterized. Lineage: Eukaryota; Metazoa; Arthropoda; Insecta; Diptera; Tephritidae. The record is from RefSeq and is a predicted model, not a curated record.
CUUUUAUCUGAGUUCAAGGAAUUACUUGACGAUAAACCAUCAUUUCUGGUUAAAGAACGUGCUAAUGUAAUACCAUUUUCCCACGACAUCCCAUUCCCGCGGCGCAUUCUUAAUUCGAUUUGACAGUUCUCUGUUGUGUUAUUUUUGUUUUUCUUCGCUACAAAAUGGAUGCAAAAUUACACAGAAAAAGUGCCAGCAAGUGGAACCAUGCAGGCGAGCGCGCUUUAUUGGAAAUAUGGGGGUGAGAAGAUGUGCGAUAGGGGUAUUCUAUUUUGGGUUUUUUUUUUUUUUAAUUUACAUGCCCGUACACGAUGAGAAACAUUAAAAAAAUUAUAACUGCGUUUUUAGUUUUUUUUUUUAUUCAAAAAAGUACACGCACCAAACGAUUGUAAAAUUUAUAUGCGCAUAUACACACAAACAUGUACAAAUACAUUGGCCAUAUAUGUAUUGCUGUUCACUUUCUAGUUCUUAUUCUUAUUUUCUUUUGUUGUUUUAAGCGGAAGAACAAGCAAUCAGCUGUUCACAUGCUAUCACCAUGUUAUGAAUUCGCCUUGGUUGUGGUAAAUAUUUACCGCUAUUUUGAAGGCAGAACUGAGUACUUCUCUGCCUUUAUUUUCUUUCUGAAUUGAUUCAAGCAGUUUACUUUUUUUGUGCUCUCUGAUCAUAAACAAUUAACAUUUUUAAACAGUGGAAAAAAAUGAGUUUCAAGAAAAGUUCUAAUGCAAUUUCAAGAAAUUCGCAACGAUGGGAAAACUCUUUGAUUCGCUUCGAGAAAAACAAAAAUAGACGGCAAGAAAUAAAACAGGUUGAUAAAAAUUUGAACGCAUUUUGCAGAAUACCUAAGAAGACUGUUAUAAUAGGUAGAUAUAACUCAUUGGCAAACGUCGAAAAAAGUAAAAAAGCAAGAUUUAAAAUUAUUGCCGACGAAUUGCUGGAUUUAUGGACAAAAUUAAACUUUCCCAGUAUAGCUAAAACUUCAAUUGAAAGAAAAGUAGAAAAUCUCUUAAAAAAUUAUUCGAAGUUUUUAAAGCGACCUAAUGGAAAAGUUUUUGUAGUUUUUGGACAAUUGUUUGAUAUAACCAAUCCAAAUGGCAUUUGGCUGAGUGUUGAGGACAAAAAGUUGUAUGCACUUCAACAAAAUUCCAAUGGAGAUGUUGGAUACACCACUGAAAAGAAAACAAAUAUUCAUCCAUCAAAAAUUUCUUUACUUAAACCAGUCACCGUACAAAAGAAAAGUGUUGUAAAUGCAAGUGAAUCUGAUACAACAAUAUCGUCCCUGGAAGGAGAUAAUGAAUUGUAUCACCCUGAAACACCUACAAAAAGACUUAGAAAAGUCAAGUGUCAAACAAAGAUCGCAGUAGACAUGAUAGAGAAAACAAGUUUGAGUAGCAAAAAAACAACUAAAGUAUGUGAAAUAUUAGUGAAAUCAGGCAUUGAUAUUCCUGCACCCUCACAAUCUGCCGUAUAUAAAGCCUCAAUGAAAUCAGCCGAGCGAUUGGAAGCAAAAUAUAUGACAACGUUACAAAAAGAGAAUUGGUGUCUUCAUUUUGACGGCAAAAAAUUUGGAAAAAAGGAAGCGCAGGUAGUGGUAUUGUCAAAUGAAACUAAAGAAGUGCGAGUAGCGGUAAUUGUGCUUGAGAAUGGGAAAAGUGUCACAAUAUUUGAAGGUAAGAAAUAAAAAUUAAGAUUUUAUAAUAUAAAUAUAAUAUAAAUUUAUAUAUAAAAAUAUACAUUUCUAACUCUACUUACAUUUACAGGCAUAAAGGAAAUUCUAGACCGAUUUUAUUUGUGGAACUCAAUUAAAAUGAUUGUAUGUGAUACAACAAAUGUGAAUACCGGGAAAAAAAAUGGAAUUGUUCAUUAUCUACAAUCAUGCUAUGAAGAAAAAUGUUUGACACCGCCACAAUAUGUUGGUUGCCAACACCAUGUUUUGGAUUUAAUUCUGAAGCAUGUAAUGAAUGAAUUACUUGUCGCAAAAGCAAUAUCACCACAUAUUCCCUACGAAAUAUUUUCAGAUUUAAUAACUGAUUUUCAAAAUCUGAAACAAAGCGGCGAAAAAAUGAAAAUUCCUAAUAUCAAAUGGCGCGAUGACAUGCAGUAUUUGUAUGAACUUGGACAAUACUUUAAGUAUUAUCAAAAACAUAACGUUUUUCCAUACAUUAACUUUCGAGUUUUACCAUCGCUCAGUAACGCCCGUUGGAACUCCAGAGCUAUUCUUGCAUUGCUCACAUUUAUACUCCUUCCCAAUCACAAAGCAAAACUUUUACAAGUUUGUCAAUUUAUAUGCAGUGCUUGGUACGAAGUAUGGUUUUCCGACCAAAGUUUUCGCAACAAAAAUUUUGAAUGCUUGGAAGAAUCUGUGAAGCCGUUCAAAACUGCCCAUCAAUGUUUAAAAAAACACUGGGUGAAGGAAGAUUCAGCCUUUCCAAAUUUAAAACGGUCUAAUAUAUGUGCCGAACGAGCCAUUAAAGAAGUGAAAGAUUUAUAUUCAUUUUGUAAAAAUGAAAGAACCUUAAAUUUGAAAUUUAUUUCUUCUAAUGUCAAAUUAAAUAACUAAUAAAUUAAAUAAUUAAUAAGUAUAACAAAACAAAUGCAAACGAAAACAAAUAGCAAAGCGGUCAACACCAAUACAUAUAUGGCCAAUGUAUUUGUACAUGUUUGUGUGUAUAUGCGCAUAUAAAUUUUAAAAUCGUUUGGUGCGUGUACUUUUUUGAAUAAAAAAAAAACUAAAAACGCAGUUAUCAUUUUUUUAAUGUUUCUCAUCGUGUACGGGCAUGUAAAACAUAGGUUACAAAAAUAGAAUACCCCUAAUGAGCGAGUUGCGUGGCUGUAGAAAAAAUAGCCAUAUACUUCAGGAAAUGGCUGCGAUGCUCGAAAGCCAUGGAUUCUGUUAC